This is a messenger RNA of Phyllotreta striolata, 1888 nucleotides long. Lineage: Eukaryota; Metazoa; Arthropoda; Insecta; Coleoptera; Chrysomelidae. The record is from the annotation of a GenBank genome assembly.
AAUUUGGCUAAAAAAUGCCGGCUGACGUUGCAAUUAGUCGAAGAUAAGGCGAAAAUUGCCGCUAAUGAAACUAGCUGAUAGCCGGAAAGCUCAUUUCUCGGUCGACAUGUUGCUUUUAUGGUUAAUUAUAUUGGCGCUCUCCGCAAUUUAUUACGUGGAGAGGAAGAAACGGUUCGAAAGAAUAUGGAAGCACAUACUGCAAAUACCGGGACCCGAAGCGAAGCUGCUCAUCGGCACCAAUUACAAGCUGAUCUCUUGCGAGGAUAUAUUCGAACGGGAAAGGCGGCGAAUGAGAGAAUUUUUUCCGAUAUACAAAACGUGGAUAUUUCACACGCCUUUCGUCCAUCUAGCCGAUCCCGAUGACAUGGAAGUAAGUGAAUCAACUCCUUCGCGUAAAAAUUGUCCCAUCGCCUUUACUUUCCAGAAAAUACUUACCAAACCCAUUCACAUAACGAAAGGUUUAUCAGCCGAGAAGAUGUUCGGGGACUGGUUGCACGGAGGACUCAUCAUGAUCACCGGCUCGAAAUGGUACAGGCGUAGGAAGCUGCUGGAACCUUCCUUCCACUUCAACAACCUCAAAACCUUCGCUGAGCUCUUCUACGUAGAAGCCCAAGCUCUAGUCGAAGACCUCAAGAAAAACUGCCACGAGCCUUACACAGAAAUCGAAAACUACGCCUACCGCUACACCCUCUGCUGCUUCGGAACCACAUCGCUGGGCUUCCAGCUGAGGGACAACGACGGCACGCAGGAGUACCUCGACAACGCCGCCCGCUUCAAGCGGCACGUGGUCUACCGGCUGGAGCACCCGUGGCUCCUCCACGACGGCGUCUUCAAGUUCACCGCGCUGUUCCGCUCGUUCAAGCAGAACCUCCGGCGCAUCCACGAGUUCGGCGAUAACAUCAUACGCGAGCGGACCAAAGCGCUGGAGAGCGUCGCCGACGCCAAGCCCCCCAUGCUCGAUUUGCUGCUCAAGGCCCGCUCCCAGCGCGGCGACAUCGACGAUAAGGCCGUUAAAGACGAAAUCAACACCUUCAUAGCAGCGGCACACGAUACGAGCGCCGCUAGCUUGUGUUUUACUUUGAUGCUGCUGGCGAACAAUAAGGAAGCCCAGGAGGAGAUGUACGAAGAAAUCGUGAAAAGUUUGGGCAAAAACGAGGUGCCGAGUUACUACGCGCUGUCGCAGCUGAAGUUCAUGGACAGGUGCAUCAGCGAGAGCCUGCGGAUCUACCCGGUGGCGCCGAUUUUGAACAGGAUAGCGGGCGAGGAGGUGGUGACCAAGUCGGGCCACACCAUCCCGAAGGGCUGCAACAUGCUGUUGAACGUCAUCGAUAUGCACAGGGCGCCGGAGAUCUGGGACGAGCCCGACAAGUUCGAGCCGGACCGGUUCCUGCCGGAGAACGUGGCCAAGCGGCACCGAUUCGCGUACCUGCCGUUCGCGGCGGGCCAGCGGAACUGCAUCGGUAAGAAAUUCGCGCUGGUCGAGCUGAAAGCGGCGCUGUGCGCGGUGUUGAGGAGCUUCGUUUUGGAGCCCGUCGACCGGCCGGAGGAUGUAAAAUGCAUCAACUUAGGUCUGAUGAAGCCUGUUAGAAGCAUUAGGGUGAAGUUCGUGCCUAGGAAUUGAAAUUCUAAUUUAUUUUUCAGUAGUGUUACGCACUUAAGUCGAUUUGUUUCACUAAAAUAAUAAAUGUUAUACCGUUGGGUUUACUUAUUUUCCCUUUCAACUCCCUACUACUCUGCAGCUAUUAUUUGUUUCCGGUAGAUUCAAUAAAAUCAAAUAAAUGUUACACCGUUGAAUUUAUUUAUUUUCUUUUAUUUUUCUAUUAAACUUCCCCCUUGUGAUACAGUGCAUCACUAAUAGCUAGAGACCUACUCUCGCGUCUGCAGCUAU